This is a messenger RNA of Culex pipiens pallens (northern house mosquito), 1641 nucleotides long. RefSeq lists its product as uncharacterized. NCBI's taxonomy places the organism in Eukaryota, Metazoa, Arthropoda, Insecta, Diptera, Culicidae. The record is from RefSeq and is a predicted model, not a curated record. Gene Ontology annotation, molecular function: protein binding. The transcript has 3 exons. Bases 58 to 1437 code for a protein of 459 amino acids.
AUUGUUGACCUUGGACUUGACGAAAGACGAAAAAAGAAGUUUGGUCCGUUCGUUCCGAUGGAGGGAUUCAGCCCCUUCUCGCAGGCCAUCAGCGCCGGCACCUGCCGGCACAAUCAACGCACCCAAGCGCAGCGCAAGAUUUAUCCCAGGUGCAGCAUUGACCAGAUGCCAAACGAUAUUACGCUGCGCAUUCUACGGUUCCUGCCGCGGUACGCAAUCCUUUCGGCGACCUUGGUGUGCCGUCGGUGGAACGUUCUAAUCAGUGAUAGCGAGCUGUUGGAUGGUUUGACGUUGAGGAUCGUGCCUUUCGACGGGGGGAGUGAUCCGGAGGAGUGCCCGAGAUGGUCGCUAAAGCCCGCCAUCGGUGACGGGUACAGCGACGAACCGGACGAGUUGUCGCUCGAAUACGGAUACUAUUUGAACAGAUCGAUAAGGAAUUACCGAAAGAUGGAACUGUUUGUGCGUGACCAGCACAUGUUCCUGGUGGCGGUCAUGGCCUUGCGGAAGUUUGGCUGUCACUUGGAAGAGCUGCGCGUGACGUUGGAUCUGCGCAGUCAAUCGUCAUAUUUUUUGCGACAUUUUGAACGGAUGAAGGAGCUGGAGAUGGGCUUCGAGGAGUACGAUCAGAUGUUGUGGGAACAGGAAGUGGACAGCUACGAUCGAUGUUUGAGGCCGAUUGCGUUGCCGCCGGAGGAAGAGGUCAUUAUCAGACAGCCUGAUAUUGAAGAAAUGCUAGUGCGGGACUUUCGUCGGGUUGAGGAAGUCUUUCUGAGUCUUGUUUAUCGGUACUGCUUCCGGUUGAAGAGCCUGCUGGUUCGGCGAUUGCGGCUGGGACUUAACAGCAAAGCGAAUGUGUUUCUCUACGAGGGAACCGAAAUGGAGCGACUGACCGAGCUGGGAAUCUACGGAACGGGUUUCAUAAUCCUGGCCGAUGCACCGAACCUGCGUCGACUAACAAUCCACGGCGUGACCAGUGGCCUUCCGUUCUACAGCGGCUUCCGGCACGCCUUCCCCAAGCUGACGCACCUUGAAAUCGUCGACGAUCCGGCCUUCAGCUAUACCUGUCUGUGGCAGCUCUCGAAACGUUGCUACAAUUUGAUGGAGUUGACGCUCUGCAUCACGAGCGGUCAACUCACGAAGCUGGCCUUUCACUACCUUGGCCGGCUGAAGCACCUGCGCAGGCUGUCCGUUACGAUGCAGAACCCGUACGACUCGGGCCCUUACAUCUUCGAGGACUGGCCGGAAAUGACCGUCGAGCGGUUGUUCAUCUCUACGUUUGAGCUUCGAGUGGACAACAUCUACGAGAUGCUGGCGCGCAACCGCAAUCUGACGGACUUCGAAACACAAACGGUGCGUCGGAUUCCGUACUCGGUUAUCGCAAACUUGCAGCAGUUUCGACCGGGCUGUCGGUUGACCUGUCUGCAAGUCGCGUACUAAGGAAGACGGGUAAAAGUGUAGCUUUCGGCGAAGGCUAUUUCGUAAAACGUGCUUAUUUUAUAUGAUUUUUGAUCGUUGAACGAUUUUGAUUUAUAUUAUUUGAAGAUUCCUCAAUGGGCAGGAAAACGACAGGAAAAAAGUGACGACACUGUUGAAUUCAGUUGAUUUAGUUUUGUUUUUUUUUUUCAGAGAUAUGUGCAAUAA